AUGGCGGCAGCGGCUUCACGUCUCUGAGCCUUCCCGCCCUCCCCCCCCCCCCGCUCCGGGCAGGGGCCGGACGGGCCGCGCCGCCAUAUUGGCUGUUGUCCUGGCUGCGGCGGGCGGCGGGUCGCGCUCGCCAUGACUCGCAGGCGAAAUAAGGCGACGGUGACGGCGGCGGGGGGCUCCGGGUCUCGCCGUGAGAGGGUGGGGGGUUCCGACGUUGCUGCUGCUCCUCCUCCCCCUCCUCCGCCGCCACCGCCGCCGCCGCCACCGGAACCGCCCGCCCCGCCUGAGGUGGUGGUAGCGGCGGGCAGCAGCGGGGAGCCGGGCAGAGGCAGCGCUCAGGUGCUGCCCACCGCCAACCAGUCAGUGCAGACGUGCUGCCUGCUCUGUCACCGGGAGCGCAAGGACUGGGGAGGGCCGUCCCACAAUGGGCUGGUUUCCCCGGGUGAGAGGCUGCCACCGGACUUCGUGCCAACACUCGUGCAGAAUCUCCUGGGAGAAAUGCCGCUGUGGAUCUGCCAGAGCUGCCGGAAGAGCGUGGAGGAGGAAGAGCGGCGGGCGGUGCAGGAGCAGGCCCUGGCGGUCUCGUUAUCCCACACGUCCUGCAAGUCACAGUCUUGUGGGGGUGGCUCCCACUCCUCUUCCUCUUCCUCCUCCUCUUCUUCCUCCUCGUGCCACGGGAACUCAGGGGACUGGGACCCCAGCUCUUUCUUGUCCGCUCACAAGCUCUCAGGCCUCUGGAACUCGCAGCACACCAACGGGGCCGCGCAGGGCAGCCCCCUCGGGGCCUCUCCUGCUGCACUAGGCGACAAGCACGCCGGGCUGGCUCUGCCCGCGGAGUGCGCCAGCCAGGCGCCGGCGCUCAGGGCCUGUCCCUACAGCCACGCGGCCUCCCCCGCCUCCGGCAGCGCCGCCCCGGGCUCCCCUCUGCCUACCUCACUCGACUUCUGCAAGACGCUGCCGAAGCAGUUCAAAAGCAUGUGCCGGAGGGCCACCCCGCCAGGCGAGGCCUUCCACUCCUCAGAGCAUCAUCAGCACUCGGACCUCACUGCUCCUCCCAACAGCCCCACCGGCCUGCCCUCCCAGCCGCCGGCGCUAGUCCCCUCCUCCAAGCAGCCCCCCGCCCACCCGGGGCCCUUCGGCUCCCCGCCCCGCGUCCCGCCGGGCUCCUCCCCGCAGGCCGCGCUCUUCCCCGCGCCCAGCGCGCAGGCGGCAGCCCCGAAGCCGGCGUCCGAGUCCCCUCCCGCGGGCACGGGGUCGUGUAAGAGCCCUCACCUGCCCCCCGCCAACGUGCCGCUGCUGAAGAUGCCACCUCCGCUGUCGGGCUGCGCUCAUCCCUGCAACGGGCACUGCAGCACCUCCCUCAUCCCUCCUCCCGCCUCCCACCAGCUGCCCGGCACAAACAGGGACCCCUCUUGCAAAGGGCACAAGUUCCCAAACGGUACCAGCUGCCACCCGCCGCAGCCGUGCGAGGCAGACGAGGGGCUCGGGGAGGAUGAGGACAGCAGCUCGGAGCGCAGUUCCUGCACCUCCUCCUCCACCAACCAGAAAGAUGGGAAGUUCUGCGACUGCUGCUACUGUGAGUUCUUCGGCCACAACGCGCCCCCGGCCGCUCCCACCAGCCGCAACUACGCGGAGAUCCGGGAGAAGCUGCGCUCACGCCUCACCAAGAGGAAAGAGGAGCUGCCCCAGAAACUGGGGCACAGCAGCAGCUCGGGGGAGCCCGCUGUGGACCACCGCAAUGUGGACGAGCUGCUGGACUAUAUCAACAGCACGGAGCCCAAGCCCUUGAACAGUGCCAAGGCGGCCAAGCGGGCACGGCACAAGCAGAAGAAGAAGGAGAAGGAGAAAGCCCAGUUGGAGGCCGAAGCCCAGAAGCGGGCAGAACGUGCCCCUGUGGCCAGCCAGGCCCGGGAGGCAGCCGAGGAGAAGCUGCUGGAGUGGCCGGAGCUGGAGCUGGAGCGGGUGAACAGCUUCCUCAGCAGCCGGCUGCAGGAGAUCAAGAACACCAUCAAGGACUCCAUCCGGGCCAGCUUCAGUGUCUAUGACCUCAACCUGGAUGUCAACGAUUUCCCCAAAAAGGCAGCUGUCCUGGAGCAGAAGAACCUGCUCUCUCACCUCAAUGGCUCCUCUGACCUGCAGGACAUAGACCUGGCCCUGGCCCCGCUCAGCCUGGGCCCCGCCAAGAGCCACACGCUGCUGCGGGCCGAGCCGGGUCCCCGAUGGGGUGAGGGGCCCGGGGAGCCGCCGCCAGCCCCGGCGGCCGAGAACGGCGUGGUGAAGCGCCUCAGCGCCGUGCCCAGCCUCUCCCGCAUGAUCUGGGUGCAGUCCAAGGCCGCGGACUCUGCUGCGGAUGGCAGCGGCCUGAGCCCCGAGCCCAAGGACGGGGCGCAGCCCAAGGGGCCGGAGCCCCCGGAGCCGGGGCCCGCCGGGAGCCGGCAGCGGAAGAACAAGCGGCAGAGCGGGACGGUGAAGAAAGGGGAGGCAGCCGUGGCCGUGCCUGGCGGCCAGGCCCGGCUGGAGAGCUCUGGUGCGAAGGGGCAGGUGCUGGGGACCAAACACCCUCCCAAAACCGCUGCUCUGGAGCCGCAGCGGGGCGGUGGCUGCGCUGAGCCGGGGGAGAGCAGCAAGGGGCAGCCCUGGGGCUGCGGCAGGCCUGAGAAAGAGAGAAGCAGCGAGUGGAAGGGCCAGAGGGGAGAGGGCAAAGCAGAGCUGCCGCAGCUGGUGCAGCAGCAGCCGCCUGCCCUGGCCACAGGGCAGCCACCCGUCCCCCCUGCCCUGGGGGGUUCUCCCCAGCCCAAGGGCAAGAGCAGGAAGAGCCGGAACAAGGUGGAGAAAUCCCAUACCUCAAUCGAUGACGUGUUCCUGCCCAAGGACCUGGAUGGGGCAGAGAUGGAUGAGACUGACAGAGAAGUGGAGUAUUUCAAGAGGUUCUGCCUGGACUCGGCCAAGCAGACGCGGCAGAAGGUGGCAGUGAACUGGACCAACUUCACCCUGAAGAAAACCACUUCCAGUGCAGCCCAGUGAGGCGGGGGGUGGAUGGCUGCCCCCCGCCCCACGGCCGCUCGCCUCUCCUCACUGUGCCCCUCACCCCCCAACGGGCCCCCCGCCGCGCCUCGGUGGGGUCCCCUCCUCCGCGGGGGGCCCCGGUGCUCCCCCCAUCCCGCUCCUGCCCGCGCCCCGCCCCUCCUCCGCCCCGUCCCCGUGGGGUGACCCCGGCCGAACCGCCCCCCCUCCCGGGCUCCCGGCUCCCUGCGCCGCGGGGAGGGACCGCGCGGGACCCAAUAAAAGACUUUUUAAUUUUUUAUUUUAUGUAA
Messenger RNA from Colius striatus (speckled mousebird), 3314 nucleotides. It is a transcript of the gene FAM193B, whose product is annotated as family with sequence similarity 193 member B. NCBI's taxonomy places the organism in Eukaryota, Metazoa, Chordata, Aves, Coliiformes, Coliidae. Gene Ontology annotation, cellular component: nucleus; cytoplasm. The record is from RefSeq and is a predicted model, not a curated record. The transcript is spliced from 10 exons.